AACUAUUUCUGAAAACCGGAAACAGACCCAAAAAAUGAGGAAACGGAUCGAAAACCUUGGGAAAUCCCUCAAAAAUAUAAGACCAGUAUAAACCGGAAUCCGACCGAAAAAUUGGGGAAACGUAUCCAAAAAAAACGGGAAAUUCCUCGAGAAAUUAGAUUUGAGGGAUUUCCGAUAAUUUUUGAAGAAACAUGGAACGCCUUAAAAAAAAUCAUUUUUGGGAGGUUUCCAUUUUUUUUUUGGGGGGGGGGGGUUCGAUUGGAGAUUAAAUGCAAGUUUGUUCAACCUUUUUGAUGCUCUUAAUCCCAAAACUUUUCCCAACUAAGCGAAUAGAACCCUAAAAACACUUUAGUUCUAAAGGAUAAAAUGAUUUUCAAGAGGGGGGGGGGAGUGGAAUUUUUUCCCUAGAAUAUCUGCAAUGUUCUAAGAAAAGGACGCGAAUGCAUAAUAUACGUUAGAUAAUGAUGUAAUGUUUUCAGAUUAAUAUGGAGCUUCCUUUUGAGGUUCUAAACCAGUCACAGCUUGAUGCUGAGAGAUCUAAAUUAAACAAAAAUAUGCAGGACUUAAAUGCUACAUCUGAAGACAAUGAAGUUCUUAAGAAUAUAAUGGUUGAUCUUCUUAAACUCCAGUUCAGUUUGGAGGACAACUUACUCCUCAUGAAACAGUUAAACUGUUUUCCAACUGAGAAUGAGAAGAAGGAUGUAAUUGUUAAUGCUGGGCGCCUCCAAAUUGCUCUGGUUAGUUCUGUAAAUCAGCUGGGAUUUCAAUGGAUGAGGCGGUGCCCCCUUUUCACAAGUUUAGAAACAGUUUCAGGAGAGCAACCCAGUUCAAGAUCUGAUAUUAAUCCUGUGCUUGAUCAAACUCUGUCCUGUCUGGAAAUAAAAAUCGAUUUCGAUGAAAUGGAUAAUCUUAUAGAUGCUGGAGAAGAAAAAAUCCUUCCACUUUAUUCCAAAUUUACUUCCAACGAUAGCAAAAACCUUCCUGGUUCCAAGGAUCGAAAUGAGAUUUCUUCGGGUACUUUAGAGAAUCUAUCAAACCAUAGUAGUUGUACAGUUACUACUGUGAAAGAAGAAGAACUAGAUAGUAAAGAUUUGAAUUUUUUGGAGUUUUGUGAGAAAAGAAGACUUGGAAAAAGAGGAAAAAGAAAGUUUGCUGAAAUAAAUCAGAAUUCCAUACAGGACUGCAGAGGAAAGGAACAGAAUACUAAUAAAAAUAAGUUCUCAUGUAAUUUUUGCAAUCGAUCUUGUAAAGGAAGACAAAGCUUGAAAAGACACAUGAAGGAAGUUCACGAGAAAUGUAAAUUUUCAUGCCAAUUAUGCCCUUUUGUAGGAAUUGGUGCAAUACAAAUUAGGAGACAUUAUAGGACAGUCCAUCCUGAUAAUUACCAAGAGUUUUUAAACUCAGUCAAAUCAGAGAGUCUGAUGAGAUUACAAUUACAGGGAAAAGUCCCAGAGAUUUUUGAGUUUCCUUGUACUCAAUGUGAUUUUGUGGCAAAAACGGAAUUUAGACUUACGAAACACGGGAAAAAGUUUCAUUUUGUUGAUGAACCAUGUGAGCAUUGUGACUUUGUUGAAAGUCGGAAGGAAAAUUAAAGAGACACCUUCAAAACUGUCACUCUGGACUUUACUUCUGUGAUCAAUGUGAAUAUGUUCAG
Messenger RNA from Eurytemora carolleeae, 1654 nucleotides. RefSeq names its product RE1-silencing transcription factor. Lineage: Eukaryota; Metazoa; Arthropoda; Copepoda; Calanoida; Temoridae. The record is from RefSeq and is a predicted model, not a curated record. The transcript is spliced from 5 exons. Gene Ontology annotation, cellular component: nucleus. Gene Ontology annotation, biological process: regulation of gene expression. The coding region runs from base 486 to 1592 and encodes 368 amino acids.